This is a messenger RNA of Paramecium sonneborni, 822 nucleotides long. The record is from the annotation of a GenBank genome assembly. Lineage: Eukaryota; Ciliophora; Oligohymenophorea; Peniculida; Parameciidae.
AUGAAAUUAAUUUAAUUACUUAUUGAUUUUAAGGAGGAUUAAGAAGAUGAUGAACUGAAAUACUUUACAUUUAUUUAUUAUAGUUCGAGUUAAAUUAUAUACAAAGGUGAAUAUAAAAAUGGUAUUAAGGUUGACAGGUGGGAUAUGUUGUAUAGACAAUUAAAAACGUUUGAAUAGAUGUAAGGGAUUUUUUUUAAUUUAUUUAGCGGUGGUGGAACUUACAAUGAUCGAAUAGAAAAAUAUAAACAGGUUAAUUAAAAAAAAAUGGAAGAUGGGUUGAGUUGAGUGAUGGCUUUAAAUAGUAUAAAACUUAGGAAUUAUAUAAUUUUCUAUAAUAGUUCAAAUUAAGUUACGCAUAAUGGGGAGUAUAAAAAUGGUAAAAAGGUUGGUAGAUGGGAUAUUUUUUAUAUAGAUUAUGAUGAAGGUUGGAAAAUUGAAAAAAUGUAAUUAUUUUAUUCCUAAUAUUUAUAUAGCGGAGGUGGAUCAUAUGAUGUUAUUGGGGAAGAUAUGGAAGGAUAGGGACAUCAAAAAAAUGGAAAAUGGAUUGAGUUAAGUGAUCAUUUUGAUAGGUAUAGGAAUUUUAAAUUAAUGUUUACUAUUAUAGUUCAAAUUAAGUUACCUAUGUUGGAGAAUAUAAAAAUGAUUAGAAAGUAGGUAGCUGGGAUAUCAUUUUCAAAUAUGAUUAAGAAGGUUGGAAAAUUGAAAAGAUGUAAUUUUUUUAUUUCUAAUUUCUAAAGUGGAGGUGGAUUAUAUGAAUAAAAUGGAGAAAAUAAGGAUGCAUAGGGAAAUCAAAAAAAUGGAAAAUGGAUUGAGUUGAGUUGA